Salvelinus namaycush (lake trout) is the source of this 2884-nucleotide messenger RNA. Its product is annotated as protein phosphatase Slingshot homolog 3. Gene Ontology annotation, molecular function: protein tyrosine/serine/threonine phosphatase activity; actin binding. NCBI's taxonomy places the organism in Eukaryota, Metazoa, Chordata, Actinopteri, Salmoniformes, Salmonidae. Gene Ontology annotation, biological process: negative regulation of actin filament polymerization; actin cytoskeleton organization; protein dephosphorylation. The transcript is spliced from 17 exons. Bases 267 to 2183 code for a protein of 638 amino acids. Gene Ontology annotation, cellular component: cytoplasm. The record is from RefSeq and is a predicted model, not a curated record.
UCUAUGAAAUAGUAAACUCUCCAUUAAUUUGGAUAUCAGAGUGCCGCAUAACUUUUGCCAACGCGAAGGAUUAAAAAAUACAAAUAUCCAAGCUCACUGCAUGUGAGGGAGAAGCAUCAGAAGGAGGCAUUUUGUCGGAGGCAGAUUUGUGUGAAUACAUCCUAUACCCUCCACGCCCACACAUUUGAGGGAAACCGCUGUUUCUCACUCGCCUCUUGUUUUGAUCCGUGCGCGUGAAAAACCGACCGACUGAGCGGUGCCUUGCCAUGGCUCUUCUGACCCUGCAUCGUUCGCCGUCCAUCUCCACCGCUCCGGAUGAAAGCAUCCCAAGAAGAGGGAGACUUCAGAAAAGAGAGAGCUUUGCUCUGGUCAAAGGGGCCGUCCUUCUCCUGGAAGAGGGAGAGGGGGAGGGGCCACAUGAAGAGACGUCGCCCAAUCACUCCCCUUCACCUCUGAAGCUGGGGGGCGGAGCUUCAGACACACAGCACAGACAGCUGCACGCCAUGGUGUCACUACUAAGACCAGAGGACACUAUCAAACUGGCGGUGAGGUUGGAGUCAGUGAGUCCAGUCAGGGUACGGUAUCUGAUCAUAGUCUCCACCUUCAGUAACAAACAGGAGAGCAUUCUACUGGGGAUGGACUUCCCCGACACAGACAGAUGUCAGUGUACUAUCGGUCUGGUUGUGCCGGUAUGGAGCGACACACAAGUGUAUCUGGACGGAGAUGGUGGUUUCAGUGUCACAUCGGCAGAAAAGACGAGAAUCUUCAAGCCUGUUUCCAUACAGACUAUGUGGUCAGUGCUGCAGGCGCUGCAUGGCUGCUGCGAGCGGGCGGUGAAGGGGGCAGUGAUCCCAGGCUGUGGGCUGGACUGGGCCCAAUACUACUACGGUCAUGUGGAGUCUGACCGUCUCUGUCUCAACGAGUGGGGAGCCAUGACGGGCCUGGAGUCAGUCAGGAGGGACAGCGCCGGGCAGAGCUCGACAGAGAGGGUGUCUGUGGAGCGGCAGAUCAAAGAGGAGCUCAGAGACAUCAUGAGAACAGAAGACCUAGAGAAUAUCACCUCCAAACAGGUCCGCAGUGCCCUGGAGACCAGGAUAGGCAUGGACAUGAAGAACUACAAGGAAUACAUCGACAACGAGAUGAUGGUCACCAUGGCGCAGAUGGACAAGCCCUCCAAAAUAUUUGACUACUUGUUCCUGGGCUCUGAGUGGAAUGCUGCCAACUUUGAGGAGCUACAGAAAAACAAUGUGGGCUACAUCCUGAACGUGACGCGGGAGAUUGACAACUUCUUCCCAGAAUCCUUCAGCUACAUGAAUAUCAGAGUGUACGACGUGGAGGCUACAGACCUGCUGUCACACUGGAAAGACACAUACUCCUUCAUCAACACAGCCAGGCAGAGUGGCCAGGCGGUGCUAGUGCACUGUAAGAUGGGUGUGUCUCGCUCUGGUUCCACGGUGGUGGCCUACGCCAUGAAGCAGCAGCGCUGGCCCCUGGAGGUGGCUCUGUCCUACGUCACGGAACGCAGGCCCAUCGUCCAUCCCAACGACGGCUUCAUGAAGCAGCUCCACACCUACAGCGGCAUCCUCAACGCCAGUCAGCAGCGCCACAGCGCUCUCUGGAGGUGGAAAUCACGGGCAGAGAAGGAGCAGCGAAAGAUUGAGAGAGCGCAGUCUGCUGCUUCACACAGCAAUGAGGAGGAGGAGAGCGAAGAGAGCGAGGAGGAGGAGGAAGAAGAAGAAGAAGAGUUGGAGAGUCCAGAUGAAGUUGAAAUAAAGAUGGUAUUUGAAGAGCCUGCCCACAUGUCUGAGACUGACCCAGAAGCUCCACCCACAGAACCGGCUGCUCCAUCCACGGAACCGUCUGUACCCAAUCCCUUCAUCACUGUACAGGUGGCUUCUCACAGCCCCAGUCGCAGUGGCAGGAUGAACCUCUUCUCUCUCAUGCAGUCCAUCAACGAACUGGAAGACGAGGACCUAAGGAAUGAACAGAUUGCCAACAGUCACCGGAGGUCUCCAGGGCAACGGAGGCGGAGUUAUAGACGGAAAGGCCUCAUGCAUCAGAGGGCCCAUGUGGACUUUUCACCUGAGCCAAGCCGCCUAUCAGGACUCAGAAAACUGGAAGAGGCGGAGCCAAGCAAACCUGAGACCGGGGAAGGAGAUGCCAAGACAACGGAGGUGCGGUAAAGAGGAACAGAAGACGAGGCGGCGGGAGAGGGGAUGGAGAAUGAGAAGCCUAGAGGAGACACUAAGAUUAAAGAUGAAAUGUUCUGCCAACUUUCAAGCUAUAAACAUGAAAGAAUUACCCUAAUAUAGUUAUAGACAUCAGACCUUAGACUCCAACUAUCAUCAUUAUAUUAUAGAUUAUUUAACAGUCAUGCAUUUUGCACAAUAUUUCUUGUUUGGUUCUUUGAAUGUAGUGGUCACCAACCGAUCGAUCACGAUUGACUGGUUGAUCUCCAAGCCAUUCUAGUCGAUCACCAAACACUGUAGAAAAACAACGAUAAGGCCUUGGAUUCCUUUUUUUCCCCCUCCCUCUAGCACUUUUGACAGUAGGUGCACUUGAUUUAGCAGCCCGAGCGCCGGGAAGGUAAAGUGUUCACAUUUUUAACCAUUUCAUGUGUCUGAAGGUAGAACUCCACUUACUCGGCAGGCCCAGAGAGCAAAUCAAGUGCAGCUAUAGGCCUACCGCUGGCCAAUCGUAUAGCUCAGAUCACCGUGUCUGCAGUUUCCUCGCGCCAUAGACUGUAAAAAGAAGCCUCGAACCCACAGCAAAGUUGAUAAUGUGAGAUUUAAAAACUUUUCAAACCAUGACUAGAGGGACUCAACGAAUACAGCAAAGAGCUGCUGUUUGAAUGAGUAUGGGCUCAUUGUAAUGGAAUAAAUGG